Molecule: messenger RNA, 2162 nt
Organism: Rhipicephalus sanguineus (brown dog tick)
Lineage: Eukaryota; Metazoa; Arthropoda; Arachnida; Ixodida; Ixodidae
Product: ATP-dependent DNA helicase Q1
Exons: 1
Coding region: 200-2101 (633 amino acids)
Biological process (GO): double-strand break repair via homologous recombination
Cellular component (GO): chromosome; cytoplasm
Molecular function (GO): 3'-5' DNA helicase activity; ATP binding; four-way junction helicase activity
Source: RefSeq, a predicted model, not a curated record
GCGGAAAUGGAAAUCGGUGGCGGCCCCUGCCAGAUUAUCGCUGAAGCUGAAUUCUCAUGGCGCCAGCGUCAACACCACGCUAAAGUGGAAGUUUGACAGCAUGUCUCUUCGAGCACGACGGCUUUGUACGACCUGCUCCGGAGCACCGUUCAUUGGCGAGUAGUGCCCAAGCUUUUGGUUUUACCCGCUCACUGCUGAAAUGGCUCUGUCAUCGUGGGAGCAAGAACUUGGAAAAGUCGAAAAAGAAUUAAUAUCGACGGAGAAGGAGAUAGUUCGUCUUAACACGAUACGGGAAAGCCUCCUGAGGAGAAAGCACGAACUGUCUGUUAAGUUGAAACAGAAAUCGCUGGAUGAGAUUGCACGCACGGAUUGGAGCAAGUCCAAUUUCCCGUGGUCAAAUAGAGUUAAUGAAACGCUAGAAAAUGUGUUUCACAUGACGAGCUUCCGGUCCAUGCAACUUCCAGCCAUAAACGUUACCCUUUCUAAUAAAGACUGCAUUCUCAUAAUGCCAACCGGAGGCGGGAAGAGCCUUUGCUACCAACUGCCAGCGCUUAUUGCGAAAGGCGUCACUGUCGUCGUGUCGCCGUUGCUUUCACUCAUGGAGGACCAGGUAAUGGCACUGCAAACCAUGUCGUACCCAGUUGCUAUGUUGGCGGCCAACGUUUCUGUGAAAGACACUAAUCAGAUCCUGAAGGCUAUGGCUGAAGGAGAGGACAGCUUGAAGCUGCUGUACGUCACACCCGAAAAGAUGGCCAAAAGUAAGCGGUUUAUGUCCAUGCUGGAAAAAGCGUACCAGAGGAAGCAUUUUGCCAGGCUUGCCAUAGAUGAAGUGCACUGUUGCUCCCAGUGGGGCCAUGACUUCAGGCCAGACUACAAAUACUUGGCCAUCAUGAAACGCCAAUUUCCAGAAGUGCCAAUUCUGGGAGUCACGGCCACAGCUUCCGCAGCCAUUGUUGCCGAUGUCCAGAAGAUGCUUGACAUAGAGAGUGCUGUGGUACUGCGUGCACCGCUGGACAGGCCUAACCUUGUCUAUGAGGUACUGGCAAAGCCUACGGGUAAUGAUGAAGCUGUGAAAACAAUUGCCGGGCUUAUUCUCGGCCGAUUCAAAAAUCAGUGUGGCAUCGUGUACUGUUUCUCCAUCAAAGAGACUGAUGAAUUGGCUGAUGAGCUGAAAGGCUAUGGUAUUGCUGUGGACUCCUACCAUGCCAGUAUGGAACCGCAGAGACGCAGCAGUGUCCAUACUCGCUGGAUGCAUGGCAAAAUUUUGGUCAUUGUUGCAACCAUUGCUUUUGGCAUGGGAAUUGAUAAGUCAAAUGUGCGCUUUGUCAUUCACCACACACUGUCAAAAUCAGUUGAGAACUACUACCAAGAAAGUGGCCGUGCAGGAAGGGAUGAUCAACCAGCUACAUGUCUGAUACUUUUCCGGUUCGCUGACAUAUUUCGCCAGACGACGUCUGUCUUCACUGAGAAGUGUGGCCGAGAAAACGUCUACACGAUGGUGCGGUACUGUGUGGAAGUGCGCGAGUGUCGACGUGUCAUGUUCUUGCGACACUUCGGAGAGAAGCAGCAAGACAUACGCUGUCAUGAUGGCAUCUGUGACAACUGUAGAAUAAAAGGGUCAGUGAAAGAUAUUGAUAUCACUGUGCACUUGAAGAACAUCUACAAAAUACUUGCUGCAGCAAGUGAGGCGAAAGAACAGUUGACAGCAGCAAAGUUGAUUGACGCCUGGAUGGGCAAGGAUGCCAAGAAAUGGAAAGAACGAGGAGUUACAAAGACUGACCUUCCACGGGAACGGUGUGAGACAAUAGUUGCAUGGGCACUGCUGGAAGGCUACCUGGCUGAAAAGUUCCACAUCACCCCUUAUGCUUACAUAAGUUAUAUUCGCACAGGUGAGAAGAAAGCAGAAAUUGACAAAGGGGGAAAAGUUCAUUGCCCUUUCUUGACAGCAAGUGCAGCUCCACCAGAAGUCACGCUGCCAGCUUCGAUGAAGCGUCACAAGCAGAGUGAUGAUGCUCAAAGCAAACGACCAAGAAGUGAGACCUCAAAGCACCACAAGUCGUUCAGUGAUCCAACAUCCCAAGAUGUGGUUGUGAUUGACUAAAACAUUUUAAGUUUGUUAUUGCUCGUUUGAUGUACCUGUGUUUAAUAAGCAAAGUUCCUGU